Molecule: messenger RNA, 5151 nt
Organism: Sardina pilchardus (European sardine)
Lineage: Eukaryota; Metazoa; Chordata; Actinopteri; Clupeiformes; Clupeidae
Product: inositol 1,4,5-trisphosphate receptor-interacting protein-like 2
Exons: 1
Coding region: 592-2130 (512 amino acids)
Source: RefSeq, a predicted model, not a curated record
UCAGAAAGCCGCUCUCUCGCUCUCUCUCUCUCUCUCUCUCUCUUUCCCUCUCUUUCACACAGACUCUCUCCCUCCUUCUCUCCCUCCUUCUCUCCCUCUCUCUAUCUCGGUCGUGUGUUCUCAAAGAGCCCGCCGCUCCAAAGGGGGGGAAUUUUCAAACGUCCCAACGUGUCUCUGGACCUCUCAGUUGGACGGCAUCACCCAGCUGCGGAGAGACUCUACGGCGUGAACUUUCACCUCAUCGCCCCCGCCCCACCACCCCCCGUCCGACACGAGGGAAGGACAACUGGAAAAAGAGGGGAAGCAACGAAAAACAGAGGAGAAAGAAAAAGAAGAGGAGAAAAAAGAGAGAAAAUUGAAGAGAACGGUUUCAACGCUGGGCACUCGUCAACACAAAGUGGGCAGAGGAGAAGAGAAACAAUCUGGCUCGUUCACCGCUGGCAGCACUCGGACGUAGCCAGGAUGGGCUAGCCUGCUCGGACGACUCACCAUACUCCCACUCACCGCCUUGUGGGAAGGACCUGCGUGUCUGUGUGUGAGUGUGUGUGUGUGUGUGAGUGUGUGUGUGUGUGUGUGUGUGUGUAGGGGAGGAUGAGUGUUUACACGCUGAACCUUCGCGUCUUCUGGCCGCUGCUCAGCUGCGUGCUGGUGGUCCUGCUGCUGCUCCAUCACCUCACGUACCGGAACGUUCCGGACCCCUCGGCGGGCGACGGCUGCCAGGACCCUCCGGCCGACCUCCUCCUCCUCGGGCCCCUGUCGCUGCUCAAGUGCGCGCUGGCGCUGGCCGUCUGCUACCUCUUCGUGCGCUACUGCGCCCGCGGGCCCGGGGCGGGCGGCCGGGGCAAGAGGGCAAGUCUGGGGCGGGCGCUGCUCCUGGAGGGGCACGGGCGCGCCCGCCGCGAGCUCCUGGAGGAGUACUACGAGCGCGAGGUGCGCCUCUCGCCCCACGUCCUGGGCCACAGCAAGGCGCACGUGGCCAAGCUGGUCAGCGAGCUGGUGAGGGUGGGCCGCACCGACGGGCCGCCGGAAUCCUCGCUGGCCUUCCGCGGCGACCACGUGCAGAUCGGCAGCUCGUACGAGGAGCACAAGGUGGGCUCGCCCGACUGCUUCGACAUCCUCGUGCCGCUGCGUCUGCCGCGUGGGCUCGUCCUGGAGCCGGUGGCGGCGUUCGCCGAGCGGCCCGGCGGCCCGCCGCUGGUCGCCCUGGAGACGGCGCGUCGCUCCGACUGGACGCGGCGGCACCGGCCGUUCGCCGAGGGCUUCCUGCGGCCGGCGCGAGGGUCCCCCGGCGUCCAGCGGCUCAGCCCGGACGGCGUGCUGCGCUGGUUCUACCCAGCCGCCCAGCGCUGCCUGGCCGCCGUGCGCUACCCGUUCGAGCAGCGCUGCGCCCUCAGCCUCUCCCUCGGCGAGGACCAGCGCGUGCAGCUGCGCCUGACGCCGCGCUCCGACUACGUCUGCUGCCACAUCUCCAUGGGCGUGCGGCUCGUCCCCGCGUUCCCGCUCGGCGACUCCGCCUUCCUGGUCCCCGUCGCCGCGUCGUCGUCGGACCAGCGUCGUCGCCCGGGCGAGGAGGACCUGUGGGCCGUCUACUUCCCCAAGCAGGAGCAGCGUCUGCUGGGCCUCCUCAAGGGGCGCCUCCCCGCCGGCUCCUGCCACCUCAAGGUCCUCCAGCUGGCCAAGGAGGUGCGGGACCUGGGCGGCCAGACGCUGGACAACCAGGCCCGCGCCGAGUGGAAGGGCGCGCUGACCUCCUACGCCCUGAAGACCGCCUGGCUGCGGCUGCUGUUCGGCACGCCGGCCGAGGCCUGGGAAGAGCGCCACCUGGUGGACCGGCUGGAGGACCUGCUGCGGAGCCUGCGGGAGAGCCUGCAGAGCUGCACGCUGAGGCACCUGUUCCUCGGCGGCGACGUCGGGCUGCUCCCCGAGUCCGUGUCCGUGGCCAUGCCCAAGCUGCUGAAGGACGCGGCGCCGGCCAACCUGUGGGAGGGGGUCAGCGCGGCCUCCCUGGAGCUGGUGGCGGCGCGGCUCUCCUACACCUGGGCGCACCUGCACCGGCUCAUCCGGCUGGGCAGGCCCCAGAGAAGCAGCCUGGGCCGGGGCCUGCACUGCAAACACAUAGAGGCAGAGUGAGGAGCCUCCACAGCGCCACUCCCAAUGAAUCCAACUGCAAUAUCUAUUACCCAGGGUCCAGGGACUGGCCCGUCACUUCAGGGCAAUUGUUGGUUUGAUAACUCGUUCUAUGUUCAGACUCUAUGUUUCAGAGACAUUUAUAAUGCCAAACAAUGAUCUCGUUAAGGGGUAAUGGUGAUUUUGUUUUUUUGCACUGCUAGAUACAACCAUUAUGCUUUAUGAAAUAUUUAUCAGCAAACACAAGUGCCUUCUAUUUCAUCAAAGAAACAGUCCAUUUGGAAAAAGUCUGUAGAAUUCAUAUAUGAUGAUGAAAGUGUUGUAGCAUAGACAUAUUGCUGUGUACUUAUACAGUUACAUAGCAAAAAAUAUUUGAUUUGUUUAUUUUUAUAUACUGUACCUACCUUGCAUGUUGAAGGGCAUUAUGCCAUUUAAGUAUAUGCAAGUGCUUUAGCACAGAUUUAACAUGCAAGUACAUGUGAGUCCUAUGUGUUUUCUACAGACCUUUUUCAUUUAUUUUUGGGUUCUUAAACCAAAGAUUCAAAAACUGAUCAUUCUGCUGAUCAAAGAUUGUCUUGAAUGUAUAGAUGCACAAAGUAAGCUUCCUAUAGGUACAGCAGAAAAGUCCGUACCUGCCACUUUUUCUUAUGUUGCAAUAUGCACAUUGUUACAGCAUGUAGCAGUUGUUUUUGUACUGUACCUUAUUUAUCUUGGUACUGAUCAGGGCAAGCUAAUUACAGGAUACAUUCCAGCUUUGUUGGUAUAAUUGCUGUUUGCAUUGGGGAGACAUGAAGGAAUACACAAAAGCCAUGUUCUUUUUAAUCAGCUGUUUCAGGCAACAGAUAAUACAUUUCAGCGGAAGUAGCCUGAAUGGUACGGUUAAAUCAGAACGAUUUAGUUGGCAAUUAGUGGUAGUUGUGUAGUCCUUAGGGCCUUUCUGUUAAACAAGGGGUCUCUAUGCAGCUGGAAGAAGGGAGUUCAAAGGUCAACAUAGUGUUUCUAUAUGUGCAAGAAUGUGUUUCUCUCUUUCUCUCUCACACACACACACACACACACACACACACAAACACACACACACACACACACACACACACACACACACACACACACACAAAGACAGAUUGACUCAGUCUCACAGUCCCCAUGAUGUCAUGGUUCCUGCCCAGUAUGUGUGUGUAUUGUCCGUGGGCAGAGAGACACAGGAAAACAACUCCCCUAACACCGGCAUGACUCAGACGGUCCCAACUCACCUCUGCCAUGGUGUAGGGGUGAUGAUAGCCCAUGGAUUGUGUGAAUGUGUGUGUGUGUGUGUGUGUGUGUGUGUGUGUGUGUAUCCGUUUAAAACAGAGGACAGAGGAAAGGCUCUCGCUAGGUUAGCUUCUUCAUACUGUAUAGACAGGUUGUGGAAGAUUAGUGUACGAUCAGAUGGGAAAUGAAGCCAUGGCCUUUGUGGGAAAUUAAUGUCUACUUGAAUAUGCUGUGUACUUGUGUGACAUUUAAAAUAGGCUUCAGCAGCUGUCUUAUUUUCUGCUCUCAGUCACAAAAAAACCCUAUGGAACUUCCUUUCACAACCUGAGGAGGGGCACUGAAUUUAGCUGAGCUAACCGUAGGCUUUCAAGACCUAUUGAUCAGCUAUUGACGAUGGUCACAGCAUGUGGCCUUUGGCCACAGGCACAGCCGCCCAGAGAGACAUGGGAAGGCAGCACAUCCGUGGUUAACCGUUUGCUGGCAUGGUUGUGCAAACGAGACCCGUAUCACUUCAGAUGCGUUCAGACUGGUAUCCGUGGUGACUUCUGGCCCUUCGCUUCGUGCAGCUGUGGCUCAGUGUGAUAUUGUGCUUUCUGUAAUCCAGACCAGACCAGAUAGAUCUGUGUGCACGUGUGCAUCUGUGUGUGUGUGUGUCGUGUGUGCCUGUCACUCCGCCGAGACGCACCUCGCGCAGCAGGCGCUCACGUUUCCAUGACAACCGCAGACCUCGUCCCGGGGUCAUUUGCCCCUUGUGAUUGGUCGGGUGACUGGUUUGUUGGACGGAGAGGGGAGGUUGAUUGCAUUGCUGUUUCCAUUGGCUUCGCCAGGCAAACACAGGCUUAUAGAUCUGUCGGUGCAGCUCUUGUGUGUGUGUGUGUGUGUGUGUGUGUGUGUGUGUGUGUGUGUGUGUGUCAAUACUGGGUGAUUCUGGUGAUUGUACAGUCAGUUUAUAGCUGUGAGUAUUUCUGUAUGAUAUCUGUAUUCUUUUUGCCAUCUGUUUCACAUUACCACCACCAUGCAUGUGUGUGUGUGUGUUUCUGUGUGUAAUUUAUUGCAUUAUAUAUCCCUGUGUCUAUGGGGUGUUUCUGUUUAUGUGUGGUGUAUGUGCACCAGCAUGUUUGGGAGAUGUGUCAUUUCUGGUGAAUGCCAGACCUUCCCAUAUGUGUCACACACACACACACACACACACACACACACACACACACACACACACAUACACAGGCACACACACACACACACACGGGCACACACGGGCACACACACACACACACACACACACACACACACACACACACACACACACACACACACAAACACACACACAAUCUACCCAUGCCUGUCUGGACCUGUAGAUUCAGAGAUCCAGACAAUAUAAGCACGUUUCCAGAUAACCUCAAAAUUUGAUUGGAGGGCUUUUGCUCUUUAGGGAAUAGGUUGUUUCCCAGUUGUUGGUACCACUGUUUGAGCAUACUGCCACAUUGUCCCGGAACUGCAAGAUUGCAUGGUCUAAAAGCAGAAGAGAAAAUCAAAUGCGGAACCCCAGAAUGUUACAUCCUGUGCAAAAGAAGAUGCUUUAGAUUUCUAAAACAGUCACGUUCAUAUGGGUUUGAAUGUAUAUUUAUAUUAUUACAGGUAAAAAAGCCUUAAGGAAACUAUAUUGUACUGUACUUGGUGUACUGUACAUAGAAUCAGAAGAGGACCUAUGUAUGUAUAUAUAAUUUUGUACUUUUCUGCCCAUAUGUGACUUGAAAUAAAUUGAUUGUAUUUUUAAUUAGU